AGUAGCACGCUGUGUACGAGUGUCGGGCGCGCACCAUCGGACAGAUAGGAACACACAGAAAUCAUGAUAGUGUAAACGGCGAAAAAACGGAAAACUAACCAAAAUUGGCCUCGCACGUGCGCGGCGUAUAACGGUGCGCCAAGAAGAAUUCAAAAUAUAAAGUGAAUUCGUAAAUUGUUAUGAAGCUGUGCUAAACGCCACGGGUGAAGAAUCUACACCGGAGUUCGCGCAACUUCAAGGAGCACCAUGGGACAACAGGAACCGGAACAGGACACAGUGGAAGAGAAACAGCCGAAAGAUUUCGAGCAACAACCGCAGGCACCGGCGGAGCAGUUAGACGAAGCACCCACUGGCCAGCUGCCGAAUGCAGCGGCCAAGUUGACGCUGCACACCGAUGGCGAUCUGAAGCAGACGAUUUUGGAUGGUUUGGAGAAAAAAGGUGACGGAAGUCUGUGGCUCUGGGUCCUGUUCAUUCUGUGCCUUACACCAAACAUCCUUAACGGCUUCCACGUAUCGUCGUACGUUUUUUUGGGACAAUUGCCUAAGAACUAUUACUGUAUGGUACCCCGGCUGCUGGAAUCCGGAUGGAGUCAUGAGGAAAUUCGCAACAUCACGGCCCCGAGCGGAAUGGCCAAGAACGGAACGUGUACGAUUUACGCGUGGAACUACGAUCAGCUGAGCGAAAUGAAUUAUCAAGAUGCCCUCAGCUACACCCAAUCUCAUCCACAGCCGGAAGAGGUGAACUGCUUGUCGGAAGGCGUCAGCACCGGUGCGUGGGAAAUGUUUUACGACCAACCGGAGGGUGUAUCGAUUGUUCCGGAGUGGAAUUUGAUUUGCGAACGGACUGCCCUCAGAUCCACGGUUCAGGUUGCAUUGUCGAUCGGCAAGUUCCUGGGUGCCUCCAGUUUCGGCGUGUUGUCCGAUAAAUUCGGCCGCAAAACUAGCUUCUCGAUCGCGGCCACGCUUUACAUCGUUUCCGGGCUGCUGACCACAUUCUCGCCCGUCUACCUUCUGUUGCUUCUCGGACGCAUCGGACUCGGUGCUUCGGCUUCCGGCGUGUUCUAUCCGGCGUUUGCACUGCUGACUGAAAACGUCGGCAAGCGGCACCGAUCGUGGAUGAGCAUUGCGUUCAACUUCUCCUACCCGCUGGGGAUGCUGUUCCUAGCGCUGGCGGCUUACCUCAUCCAUCCCUGGCGAGAUCUUUCACUAGCCCUGACCAUACCAUCCUUCCUGCUCGUAAUACACCUCUACUUCCUAGUUGAGUCGCCACGCUGGCUGUUGAGCAAAGGGUACGAUCGAAGGGCGUACCGCAUGGUGUUCGGACGUCGGCCACCUAAAGAACUCAUCGAUAAUGGUGGUCGGCAGGUGGUCGAAAAAAACCAGGACGUCGAUGCCGGUUCGCAGCCAUCUUUCGGCGACCGACUCAAAGAGUCGUUCGUUGAAUUUACAAAACUUUACGGAACGCCCGUGCUUUGCCGAAGGGCAUUAAUUUGCCACUUCACUUGGUGCAUCACCUCGCUAUGCUACUAUGUAACAGCCUUGAAUGCUGAUAACUUUGCGGCUAACCGUAACGUGUAUGUUGCUACGACUGGUUCCGUGGACAUCAUCGCCUACAUUUUGUCCAUGAUCGUGCUGGCCUAUUUUGGACGCCGCAGUUCGUCGUUCUGUUUCUUCUUGUAUGCCGGCGUCUGUCUGCUGGUUGUAUUGGCUGUGCCCGAGGACAGAACGACCAUGCUCGUCACCCUGGCCAUGCUUGGUCGGAUAGGUAUUACUGCCGUGUACGCGAUCGUAACUCUUCACACGGCGGAACUGUUUCCUACCGAGAUCCGCAACACGGCACUCGGCAUCUGCUCGACGAUGGCGCACGUUGGUUCGAUAGCGGCACCAUACAUUACGGAUUUACUCGGGCGGCUCGGCUGGUGGAUUCCGACGACCAUUUGUGGCUGUUCCGUGCUGAUCGCAGGGGCCCUCACUCUUCUGCAUCCGGAAACGCGCGAUGCGGCACUCAAGGACCACGCCAAACAGGAACGUGACGACGUACACAAUAAGGAAUCCACAAACUCUAGCAGCUAAGAGUAGACCGAGGCGUUGCCAGGCACACUUUCCAAUGAUUAUGUUUCGUAGGAUUUAUUUCGGUACCAUUAAGAAGCUUGGAAAGCCCACCUUUUAGGCAGCGACAAAAACGCUUUCCGGUUGAAAAUGGUGUAGAUAGUAAGCAACGUCGGUGUAUACACCGGGUGUGCCGACUGCACCACACCCCACACCGUACGAUAUGACCCCGCGCAGCACAAACGGUCCGAAAGAGGAGGGCACCCGGCAAACAUAACCGCCUCCCGAAUCGCCCUGAGGAGAAUGAAACAAAGUGCUAGUAGGAAAGAUGACGGUGCCGUCGACGGUUUGCGGUCCACUUCCGCGCUCUCUCUGUCUCUCUCUUAAUCUCACCUUACAUGCAUCGGAACGUCCGAUCGCACAGAACAUUCCGGAGUUGGGCGGCGGAGCUACGACCGCUCCCAUCAUUCCAAUACAAUUGUCCUCUUCGAGGGCCAACACGGUGCCAUAACGCAGUUUCUGACUAAUAGGCCCAUCGUAUGCUUCGGACCCGUACCCGAAGAUGUAGCACAUCUCCCCAUUGACCGCCGUCCGAUCGGUGCGCUGCGGUAGCCGUAGCGAGGUAUGAUUGUCGCUAGUAUACGCCAUCUCUUUGGCCAUUGCCACGCGAAGGAGUGCAAUAUCGCCGACCAUCGUUAUGCUACCGAACCGGAAAGUAAUCGAAUCGAAAUACAAAAUCACACACUGUCCUCCAAGAAAGGAUUGGGUUUGCAAAGGUUCACAUCGUGUAUCAGGGUUGCGGCUUACGGAUUGUAGGUACGUAAAAUGUGCAUCUCCACGACGGGGUAUCGUUCGGCGGGGGCAUCGUCAUUAAGAUCCAGACCACCGAUCUGUGCAACAAUUUGUGUGUAGUUGCUUUAAGGGUCCAAUUUAGCGAAAUA
Anopheles cruzii is the source of this 2990-nucleotide messenger RNA. Its product is annotated as organic cation transporter protein. Lineage: Eukaryota; Metazoa; Arthropoda; Insecta; Diptera; Culicidae. Gene Ontology annotation, cellular component: membrane. Gene Ontology annotation, molecular function: transmembrane transporter activity. The record is from RefSeq and is a predicted model, not a curated record. Bases 247 to 2073 code for a protein of 608 amino acids. The transcript has 6 exons. Gene Ontology annotation, biological process: transmembrane transport.